This is a messenger RNA of Corylus avellana, 1464 nucleotides long. NCBI's taxonomy places the organism in Eukaryota, Viridiplantae, Streptophyta, Magnoliopsida, Fagales, Betulaceae. The record is from RefSeq and is a predicted model, not a curated record.
AUGGCCUUGGCCUCCAUGUGCUUUGUAAGUGCACAACUGAGUAAUGAUUCGAUACAUUUCAAUCGGACCAGUUUUCCUACUGAUUUUAUAUUUGGAACAGCUUCAGCUGCUUACAUGAUUGAAGGAGCAACAAAUAUCGAUGGCAGGGGACCUAGUACAUGGGAUACUUUCAUCAAGAAUCAUCCAGAAAAAAUUGCGGAUAGUCCUGAUGCUAAAAAUGCAGAUGUAGCCUGUGACUUUUAUCAUCGAUAUAAGGUAGAACGAAAUAUUCAACAGGAGGACGUACAACUGUUGAAAACGAUUGGAGUUGACUCAUUCAAAUUUUCUAUCUCAUGGAGCAGAGUAUUACCAAAGGGCAAAGUAAGCGGGGGAGUGAACUCACAAGGUGUCAAAUUCUACAAUGACCUCAUCAACGAGCUCUUGUCCAAUGGUAUCAAGCCCUUAGUGUUUCUCAUGCACAAUGAUCCUCCUCAAGCACUUGAAGAUGAAUAUGAUGGACCUUUAAGUACCAACUUUGUGAAUGAUUUUCAAGAUUAUGCGGAUUUUUGCUUCAAAACUUUUGGUGAUCGAGUCAAAUUAUGGGCUACAAUGAACGAACCAAUUUCAAUAAGCAUCAACGGGUACAGCACUUCUACUUUUCCACCUGGAAGAUGUUCGAGUUACGUCCCGAAUUGCACCGCCGCCGGUAACUCCGCUACUGAACCUUACAUUGUCGGCCAUAACUUGCUUCUUGCUCAUGGCGCCGCUGUCAAAGUAUACAAGGACAAGUACCAGCCAUAUCAAAAGGGAAAAAUUGGGGUCACAACAUAUAGCACUUGGAUGGAGCCAAAAUACAACACAUCUUCUAGCCGCGAGGCCACCUCUAGAUAUAUUGACUUUGUGUUUGGAUGGUUCGUCCAUCCGGUUAUAUUUGGUGACUAUCCCGAGAGAAUAAAGUCUGUAUUGGGGAAUCGACUACCAAAAUUCACUGAAGCUCAAUCCAAGUUGGUAAAAGGGUCCCUUGAUUUUCUUGGUAUAAGCUAUUAUUCCGCAGGUUAUGCAGAAAACCUUGCCUCAGCAAACGGUGUCAACGUCACUUUUUGGACUGAUGUGCAUGCCAAAACCACUAGUACGGGGUUCAUCCAACCGGAGGGAUUACGAAAGCUUCUUCUAUACAUAAAAGAAAAAUACAACAAUCCUGUUGUAUACAUAACGGAGAAUGGAAUCGGUGAUCCAGAUCUUAAAGAUAUCACAAAGGAUAGUGGGAGGAUCAAAUAUUAUUACUUGAAUUUAUUAUCUCUUUCAAAAUCUAUCAAGGAGGGUGCAAACGUGAAGGCACACUAUUCAUGGUCAUUUCUUGACAGCUUUGAAUGGGACACUAGUUACUUCCUUAAAAAUGGCAUCACUUUUGUGGAUUUUAAGGACAAUUUGAAAAGACACCUCAAGGAUUCUAGCUACUGGUUCAAGAAAUUCCUCUUAAAAUAA